AUGCCAACCAACGUCCCCGAUUCUGUGGACAACUGGUGGUGCUCGACGCAAGACGAGCAGGCCUGGCUCGGCUUCUCGUACGAUGUGAGCUGGUGCCCUUCGUCCGCGCAACUUACCAAGUCCUUCAAGCGCAUGCGUUCAGAGUACAAUGCACGCUACGUCCGCAUGUAUGGUACUUGCGACAACGAUGGCUUCACCGAUCAGCUGAUCAAUGCAGGCUGGGAGGCCGGUCUAGGGAUCUACCCGCUGAUCUGGUUCGGCUUCGACGGCGACAAUAAGUGGCAGACCCGCCGCGACAACAUCAUCAAGGCAAUCAAGAGCAAUUCCAAGGCUCCCUACGUUGUGCGCGGCGUCGUGGUCGGCAGUGAGCCCAUGUUUGACUCGGUCAUGUCACCCGACGAUCUCGCUGCUCAGAUCUACAAUGUCAAGAACCAGCUCGCACCCUGGACAAACAAGGGUGACGACGGCAUGCAGAUCACGCUCAGUGAGAUGCCUUACGGCUACCAGAUCCGUAACAAUGCCCCGCAGGUAUUCAAGGCGCAAGACACCCUCAUGGCCCACUCACUUCCCUUCUUCGACUGGACAGUCGGAGAUGCCGGGUCGGACUCGACGGCAGGCAAAGUACAGAACGACCUCAACUACAUGGUCAAGAACGGUUUGGGCAAGAAGAUCAUCAUCUCUCAGACUGGGUGGCCCUCCAAUGCCGAUAUUUGGAAGCCCAACAGCGCCAAAGCUGUUGCGUCGCUGCAGCAGGAGAAGGCCUACUUUGAUAUGCUCGACAACUUGGCUUGCUCGUGGAUGGCAAAGAAUGGACCGAAAGGUGGGAUCGCGUGGUUCUCGCACAUGUACGCUGAUACGUUGUCUGGGUGGGGAGUGCUGGACACCAACUGGAAGGCAAAGUUUGACUUCAAGCCCAAGACGUCCUGCUGA
Molecule: messenger RNA, 930 nt
Organism: Jaminaea rosea
Lineage: Eukaryota; Fungi; Basidiomycota; Exobasidiomycetes; Microstromatales
Product: glycoside hydrolase
Exons: 1
Coding region: 1-930 (309 amino acids)
Source: RefSeq, a predicted model, not a curated record